Messenger RNA from Closterium sp. NIES-65, 1707 nucleotides. Lineage: Eukaryota; Viridiplantae; Streptophyta; Zygnematophyceae; Desmidiales; Closteriaceae. The record is from the annotation of a GenBank genome assembly.
AUGCGCAUUGCGUCCUGCUUUUGGCCGCUCCGCGCAUCGCGCCGACCAGGCCGCCGCCGUCGCAAUGCACAAUGCGGCCACCCUGCCGGCCGCAUUGCGACGAUCCGCCACCGUGAUGCGCUAACCCGCCGCUCCCAUACGCUCUCAUUCCCUCUCACCCACUCUCUUACGCUCUCAUUCCCUCUCACCCACUCUCUUACGCUCUCAUUCCCUCUCACCCCAUCUCUUACGCUCUCAUUCCCUCUCACCCCCUCUCUUACGCUCUCAUUCCCUCUCACCCACUCUCACACCCUCUCAUUCCCUCUCACCCACUCUCAUACGCUCUCAUUCCCCCCACCCACUCUCAUACGCUCUCAUUCCCUCUCACCCACUCUCAUACGCUCUCAUUCCCUCUCACCCACUCUCAUACGCUCUCAUUCCCUCUCACCCACUCCCAUACGCUCUCAUUCCCUCUCACCCUCUCUCAUACGCUCUCACUCCCUCUCACCCACUCUCAUACGCUCUCACUCCCUCUCACCCACUCUCUCACGCUCUCAUUCCCUCUCACCCACUCUCAUACGCUCUCAUUCCCUCUCACCCACUCUCAUACGCUCUCCUUCCCUCUCACCCACUCUCAUACGCUCUCAUUCCCUCUCAUCCCUUCUCAUCCCCUCUCAUUCACUCUCAUACACUCUCCUAUACUCUCAUACUCUCUCAUCAUCCCUUAUCAUACACUCUCAUUCACUCUCAUCCCCUCUCAUCCUCUCUCAUCCCAUGUCAUUCCCUCUCAUAUACUCUCACACCCUCUCACUAUCAUAUACACUCUCAUCCCCUCUUAUACACUCCCCAACACACUCAUACACUCUCAUCCCUGCUCAUCCCCUAUCAUCCCCUCUCAUCCCCUCUCAUCCCCUAUCAUCCCAUCUUAUACACUCUCACCCACUCUCAUACGCUCUCAUUCCCUCUCACCCACUCUCAUACGCUCUCAUUCCCUCUCACCCACUCUCAUACUCUCUCAUUCCCUCUCACCCACUCUCAUACGCUCUCAUUCCCUCUCACCCACACUCAUACGCUCUCAUUCCCUCUCACCCACUCUCAUACGCUCUCAUUCCCUCUCACCCACUCUCAUACGCUCUCAUUCCCUCUCACCCACUCUCAUACUCUCUCAUUCCCUCUCACCCACACUCAUACGCUCUCAUUCCCUCUCACCCACACUCAUACGCUCUCAUUCCCUCUCACCCACACUCAUACGCUCCCAUUCCCUCUCACCCACUCUCAUACGCUCUCAUUCCCUCUCACCCACUCUCAUACGCUCUCAUUCCCUCUCACCCACUCUCAUACUCUCUCAUUCCCUCUCAUCCACUCUCAUCAACUCUCAUACGCUCUCAACCCCUCCCAUCCACUCUCAUCCCCUCUCAUCCCCUCUCACACACUCUCAUUCCCACUCAUCUCCUCUCGUCCUAUCUCACACACUAUCAUUCCCCCACAUUCACUCUCAUCUACUAUCAUACACUCAUAUUCACUCUCAUCCCCUCUCAUCCCCUCUCAUCCACUCUCAUCCCCUCUCAUCCACUCUCGUUCCCCUUCACACACUCUCAUUCCCUCUCAUACACUCUCGUACCCUCUCUUCCACUCACAUUCCCUCUCAUCCCUUCUCUUCCACUCUCAACCCCUCUCAUCCCAUCUCUUCCACUCUCAUUCCCUCUCAUCCCCUCUCCUACACUCUAA